Molecule: messenger RNA, 4440 nt
Organism: Aspergillus nidulans FGSC A4
Lineage: Eukaryota; Fungi; Ascomycota; Eurotiomycetes; Eurotiales; Aspergillaceae
Exons: 11
Coding region: 1-4440 (1479 amino acids)
Biological process (GO): proteolysis
Molecular function (GO): aspartic-type endopeptidase activity
Source: RefSeq, a predicted model, not a curated record
AUGGAAGACUCACUGUGGGAAGCAUACAAGCCAGAGCUGCAUCGACUGUACAUACGAGAGGGAAUGACCUUGUCUGCAGUGAUGGAGUAUAUGGAAUCCAAGUACAGCUUCGGCAAAACAAAGGCGCAGUACACAAAACACUUCGGAAAGUGGGGUUUCCAGAAGAAUCAAAAGGUUUCAGCAUCUGAUGCUGUCUUCAUUGAGAGACGCAUCCAGAAACGAAAACAAGUGUUCGACAAGGAGAGCGAAGUCUACAUCGACGGCGUUGAGUACCCUUCCAAGAAGCGCAAGAAGGCUCCGUAUGGCAAAGCAUAUGUUUCGACAACGGAACGUCUUCGUCUUGCUGGUGCUCCCUCCCCAUGUACCCCCGAGGGUAUCGUCGUCUGUACCCCAGCAACACCAGGGAUGUGGCUUAACUGGGAUCUAUCUCUUCCGUGGCUACGGUUCUCAAAGCUAUUGCGGCCGCCGACGCAAGAUGAAGAUCUACUUUCAACCAGCCCUACCCUGGCGGUAACCUCACCCCGAGGGACAAAUGUCUCAUCGUACGCCCCGAACAUGGAACUGUUGAAACGCUUGGGCUCGGUCGUACCGUGGAACCGACUGACCCAUCCACCGAACGUGAAUAGCUGUUCACGCACGGCGACGGCACUGAGCAUCAUUAUGCCGGCAGAGUCCGAGGGUCAACUGCGCGGCUUGGCCAGCCGAUUCGCUGAGUCCAAGCAAUCAACAAUUGAUAUCCUGGGAGUUGAGUUGUUCUUGCUGUCGAAUAACCUGGUCUCUCAUGGGCCCGAUGGGAAAACCUUUGGUAGCAUGAGAUCUCACGACCAGCGGGUGUUGGAAAUGUUCCGAUUAUCCAGCUGGAACAACGUAGCUCGGCUUAAGGUCCUUGUAUCAAGCCAAGAACCAACAGCUGGGGCCAUAGCAGAGCAGCUGUUUGCCAGCUCCGUGCGGGAGAUGGAGAUAGAGAGUGUUAGAAUGUUGCUCGAGGCCGGUAUGAGCCCCAAUGGCUAUAUUGACACUGUUGACGAGGGGUCACUCACUCCCUUGCAAUAUGCUACGCUUGCUCUUGGUUCGGGGGAUCCCAAAGCCUUGCAGCUCCUUGAACUUCUUCUGUCCCAUGGUGCAGAUCUCGACAAAUCUAGCAACGAUAUUUCGCCCCUUGGAUAUGCACUUCAGAUCCAUAGCCUGGAAGCCAUUGAUGAAUUACUCUCCCAUGGAGCAUAUGCCACACCGUCAUGCCUAGCAUUUGCUGCUUAUAGUCUCAAAGAUUCAGAGCUCUUCAAGCAAUUACUGGGUCCAGAUACAGAUGUCAACGCACGGAGCGGGCUGCAGGGCCCCAGUCCAUUGAGCCAGGCUGUAAAGGGCGGGAACAUCGAAAUCAUCAAAGUCUUGCUUGAUAGAGGAGCCGAUUUGAAUGCACUAGUUGACAUUGAAUUCGACGGAGAUUGGGCAGUCACGACGGUGCUCGGAUACGCUGUACAGUCAGCCGGGCUGGAAAUUAUCGAGACUCUACUACAUGCUUGUCUGGAUGUCAAUCCAAACAUCGACGGGUUGCCCUAUGCUUCCCCUCUUGUCCUAGCCGUGGCUAGAGCUAAGGCUAAUCCUCGGCUGGUUAACCUUCUACUCCAAAAAGGAUUCGAUAUUCAGAUUGCCGAUGAUUGUGGGGCACAAACGCUCUUAGAGCGAGCACUAAAAGCGAAGAAUACAAGCCUGUGCGAGAUACUGAUCCGAAACGGGGCCAGGAUAGAUAGGCCAUUUUCUGACAAGGAGCAUGCUACCUCUGCUCUUGUUUGCGCUAUUCAGACCGGUGCCGCUGAAGUUGCUAGGUUGUUGAUCGAUAUGGGAGCACGCUUGAAUGAUUCUUAUAGCAAUUCUCCCGGAACAGUACUGGGAGCAGCCAUUGAGCGGGGGGAUAUGAUUAUUCUUGAUAUGGCAUGGACUGCUGGCGCUGUCUCAGUUAACCCAAGACUUGGGAGGCUUGGUAAUAUGCAGACGGCAGUAUACCUGGAGCAAAGAGGAUUGCUUGCAGAUAUCCUCAACAUGGCCGGGACCCCGCUCCUAGGAGCCGCACUAUCGGCAAAGGAUGAUGGUUUAGUAUGGAUGCUGCUAUCCUACACAUUCGAACUCAACCGUGUCACUAUGGACACCAGGAUCCAUGACCACCCUGUAACCUACAAGGACCCGCUGCAGGCUGCAAUCAGAAAUGGGCGUCUCUCAAUUGCAUAUGCCUUACUUGACCGCGGCGCGAAGGUGACCGAUAGUGAUAUUGCAGAUGUUGUGAUGUAUCUGGAUAGUAAUGACACCACUGAAGGUACCGAGUUACUCCAACGCCUACUCAAGGACUUCCAAGGAGCAGCCCCCACUGCCACAGCAGAGGCAAUUCUAUCGGACAGGUUGGACCUAUUUGACUCUCUCCUUGCCGCGCGUAUUGAUCCAAGGGGGAAGCCACAACAAUUCCUGGACGUGUGGGAGUUUGAUACAGGAAGAGAUUAUCGCCUUGAUCCGCCAGAGUCCAUUCUCGAGAUAGUUUGCCAAACUGGCGAUAUGAUGGUGCUCGAAACUCUCUUUCAGGCUUGCCCCUGGGAUUCAAGGCUCGUUGGUCGUGCUUUGACACUGUCAAUUCUCUUCAACUAUACCGAAUUGUUUGAAUACUUGUUUUCAUGGGCUCCUGAUAUCAACCAAGAGAUUGCGAUCCACCAUCUGGACACUGAGGACGAAGAGGGGUUAUUUGUUUCAGGGUAUACGGAAGUGGUAACUCCGCUGCAAGUUGCAUCAAGAGACCAACGGGUAUCCGUGGUACAAAAACUGCUUGGACAUCCAAAUAUUGAUGUCAACUACCUGGGCGCAGGUCCCCGGCGUCGCACAGCUCUUCAGCAUGCCGUCGGGAAUGGAAACAUGGAAUUAAUCAAUCUCUUCCUUAACCGUGGAGCCGACAUCAACGGCCGUCCUGCCCGAGAUGGUGGAGCAACUGCACUGCAGAUAGCAGCAAUUCAAGGAUAUCUCGGGAUUGCCCACAGGCUGAUUCAUCUGCAUGCCAAUAUCAACGCCCCCCCUGCAAGAAUAAAUGGUAGAACAGCCCUGGAAGGAGCAGCAGAGUAUGGCCGGAUUGAUAUGCUCCAGAUGCUUCUUGAUAGUGGCGCUUCGGUCACUGGGGAUGAUGGGCAGCGCCAGUACCACCGAGCUAUUGAGCUUGCGGAGAGAAAUGGGCAUCAUGCUGCCGCAAGGCUGUUAAUAGCUUUCGAGCCACAGGGUGUGAGCCUCCGCCGGGUCGAUUGCAAUAUUGUGGUUUUGAGAGAUUGGCAAAGAGAGGAGCUUAACGAUCAUGGGAGGCAGUUAUAUCUCUCUGUUGUGUUCGUCUCUGCGCAAAGUCCGGGGAAAAAUCUCCAAGCCGAACGACUCCAGUCCUUCAAGAGUGACUCUGAAUCAGAAAAUUCGAAUUGUGAGACGGAAGAUGAACCUAAGACUAUCAACGUAUACGCCCAUCACGACAGCCUUAACAUGAGACCGGUCAUUCAGGGAAGCCAUGAACUCGUUCGUAGCAAGCUCGUACGCACCGCCGUCGGCCAACCGGGCCUGCAACAAAGGCUCUUGGCCCAGACGGCUCGGGAGGAAGUGAUUAACCUGACUGUUAAACACAGCGGAGGGGAUUGCAACGCCCCAGAUGCUACUGAGACUGCGCAGGAAGGCCCAGGUGGCGGUCGCGACGGCGACAUCGGUCUCUGGGAGGGCAAAUGGGAUGCUUGCCACAGCGCUGGGGAGGAGGUUUACGCAGGGGAUUGGGGAGGCUUCCUCCACCGCUUGGAAGUAGACCGGGAGGAAGUUAGCGCUAGAAGGAUGAAGAGUACGGAGGCGACCAGGAGAGCGUUGCCUAGAAAGUUGGCGGCGGAGCAUGUUGCGGAUGGAGACUUUCUUGUAGUUGACUUUGAGAAGGGGGAUGAUGAGGAGCAGCGCGACGCCGCAGAUGGGCAGGUUGAGAUAGAAGAUCCAACGCCAGGUAACACGUUGGGUCAUGAGACCGCCAAUAACAGGGCCCAGCGAGAGGGCGACAGCAAACACCGAAAAGAUGACACCCAUGCAUUUGGGCCGCUCGUGCAGCGGGAGGAGGCUACGGCGGCCGAAGAUAUUGGCCAUCCGGCCGUAAAGCGGUUGGAAGGCGGCCAUGGUGAGCAUAUAUGCAUUGGAGAUCCACACCUAGGCAUCGCCCGAGUUCAGGCCACGAACGAUGGUGGCACGGCUGUCGAAAUGACGGAGGCUUCCAGCGCGGAUAGCAACGAGGUGAUCGUGAGAGCUGCAAAGAUGGCCUAUCUCAACGAUCUAUUAGAUCAAGUACAGGAUGGGGAACACGUGGAUGAGGCCUUACCCAGAACCGCCAGCCCUUUUUGGCCAGCGGUGGCUGCAAAGACGGAGACAGGGAGGGGUCUGUGGGCAUGGCUUCAAUAG